CUGGCACGUGCGCCGGAGUUAACGCCAGAACAGGCGUCUUGUUUAUAAUCAAAUGUCACUUAUUUAGAUUUUAGUUAUUAUUCAAAUGCGCCCUGUCCCUGAUCGCGACUGACAGUCGAUCAAGCCGUAUAUUUUUUACACAAAUCACAAGGAUUGCAUUGAACUAGAUUCUUGCACCGUCUUUUAUAUUCCAGAGUGACUACAUCGAACCAGUGACGUAGCUAGAGGGGGGGCCCGAGGGCCAGGCCCCCCCUGGCAGAAUUCCUGGCCCCCUUUCAAAAUAUUAUGUGAAAAAAUAUUUUUAUUUAUUAUGCUUUGCUUUGAAGUUGCAAUACAUGUGUAUUUCAGAUUUUCAGCAUUUUCCUGCCUUCCUAAUAAUUCAGUAUAUAAUUCAAUUACAAUAAUUCACAAUAGUAAUACAGUAAGUCAAGUUAAAGACUCAAUCGAGCCCACUAACAACAUUGAUCAGACUGAUUCCGACAUCGUUCUUUUGAUUUGCCAAGCCUAAUAAAAAUAUCACGGUAAAGUCUUUUACAAUUAAAUUUUUCUUUGACUUUGCUCAUCAUUCACCAACCUCGUACCCAGGUUGGAGGUAAAAUGCUCUGGGUACGAGGUUGUUUGCACUAUACUGAGUAUACUCGGAUAAUUGCGAGGGCGACAUUGACCUAUGCUAUACAGAUUUGAAUUUUUUAUGUCUCUAUGUACUAUUUAGCUGCUCGUAUUGGCCGCUACCCUAAAAUGUAGCUACCCUUGCAUUGGCGGUUAGCCUUAACGACAACGAAGGGCGGAUUCGAUAGUGCAUUAAAAAGGCAUGUACAGCCUGUUAUAUUUUACCUUCUUGAGUUGCCCCCCCUCAAAUAUUUUCGGCCCCCCAUGACAUGAAAUCCUGGCUACGCCACUGCAUCGAACAAAAGAAAAACACUACUUCAGUUAUAUUUCAUUUUACAAAAAUUAGCUUCUUGAUUCAUUGACCAACCAUUAAAUCACCAGCUGUAUCUAUACGCAUUAUUUGGGCCAAAAUUUGACUUUUCCCAAUUCUGAUUCCAGCUGUUUAAAUUUAUAUACAUUUAAAACUGUGUGAAAGUUUUUGGACACCCUUGCAGGCAGGUAAAUGACGAGAUAUGAUUGUGUUCGUCACGAGGAAAUAUCUUAAAAUUCAUUGAUAAACCUUGAUAAAAGAAUAAGAAAGAUAAGCUUUGAUAUCAGUUCAAGUCUUUCACAAGAACAGAGACAAAAUUGAUUGAUAUAAUAGUCAAAAUCGAAGUAAUUCGAAGUUUCCUUAAUCCAAACAAGAAAUUUUCAAUGAAAACACUGGGUCUACACUGACUUGGGUUUCACUCACAAGGCAAAAUGUACAAAAGUGGAAAAAAAUAUACACCGUUGAAUGAAGAUCAGGAAGAGCUGAAGCUGAGCUGUUUUCCCUCGGAUUCUAACCAAAAUGCCCCAGGAUAUUACUUUAAGUAUUUCAUUCAGCCUUUAAUGGCUGAGCUUAUCGGUGUCAUGUUUUUCGUAUUUGUUGGCGUUACUUGUUUAUCUCCCAUUGCAACGGAAGCAGGGCAAAUAGUUGCUGCUCUAGCCCAUGGAUUCAUUCUGUUUGUUAUGGUCGCAAUCACUGCCACAGCGAGUGGUGGACAUCUCAAUCCCGCGGUUACCCUUGGAUUAACAAUCGUGCGCGGACUGCCGCUAAUUUUGGCUCCUUUCUAUGUCUUGGCUCAGUUAUUGGGAGGAAUCAUUGGCGCUGCUCUAGCAAGGGCAGCGAUGAGCUCAUCAGAUUAUCAUAAUGUAACAGGGGGUAUACACCAACUUGGUGAAAAUAUCGACCCAGGACAAGGAAUACUGGCCGAGGCAGUUGCGACCUCCAUCUUGGUUCUUGCUGUACUCAUGGUCGCAUUUGAUGAAAACAACAAAAGUGUCCUUGCCCCCUUGGCUAUUGGUUUGUCGGUUGCUGGGGGAAUAUUUGCAAUUGGAAAUAUUUCAGGAGCGUCAAUGAAUCCUGCACGAAGUUUCGGUCCGGCUCUCGUUCGAAAUUCUUGGAAAAAUCAUUAUGUGUACUGGGUUGGCCCGAUUAUUGGAAGUUUGUUUUCGACCUUAAUGUACGGUUUGUUUUUGGCGUCACCAAACAAAUUGUGGCUUCCUAUCCAUGAGCCAGUCAACUAAAAACGAUUAUGAAAUCCUGUAAUGUCUAAGAUAUCGUUCAUUUAAUGUAGUAGCAUGAUAGUUGUCGCACAAUAAAAUAAAUUUGAC
This is a messenger RNA of Dendronephthya gigantea, 2244 nucleotides long. Its product is annotated as aquaporin-8-like. The record is from RefSeq and is a predicted model, not a curated record. Gene Ontology annotation, biological process: transmembrane transport. NCBI's taxonomy places the organism in Eukaryota, Metazoa, Cnidaria, Anthozoa, Malacalcyonacea, Nephtheidae. Gene Ontology annotation, cellular component: plasma membrane. The coding region runs from base 1351 to 2157 and encodes 268 amino acids. Gene Ontology annotation, molecular function: water channel activity. The transcript is spliced from 4 exons.